Messenger RNA from Acytostelium subglobosum LB1, 1653 nucleotides. RefSeq lists its product as hypothetical. Gene Ontology annotation, molecular function: endonuclease activity. The record is from RefSeq and is a predicted model, not a curated record. Gene Ontology annotation, cellular component: Las1 complex; preribosome, large subunit precursor. Lineage: Eukaryota; Evosea; Eumycetozoa; Acytosteliales; Acytosteliaceae. Gene Ontology annotation, biological process: maturation of LSU-rRNA; maturation of 5.8S rRNA. The transcript has a single exon. Bases 1 to 1653 code for a protein of 550 amino acids.
AUGGACAUUGGUGGACAGUUGGCAAAGAAUGUCGUUGUAUGGUUCGAUUGGGAUGAGUGGACAGAGAUAUACAAUGCACUCUACUCAAAUGAUCAGACCGCUCAAACUGCAGCGAUCAAACGAAUAGCAGCAUGGAAGAGUAGGGGCAAGUUACCAAUGGCUGUCGAGGCCACUUCAUCAUUGGUAGAACUACUCGCGUCGACACCAACAACAAAUACCACAACAACAUCAGUGUCAGAGAAUAUGAGAGCAUUGGCACUUGGAAUGGCAAUCAAUAGAUUGGUGAAUGGUGUGAUUGAAUCACAUCAACAUAGAGCGCCACAGAAUAGAACGAUGAAUAAUAGGUCAAUGUUUGCUAUUGCUGCUCAGAUGAACUUACCAAUGCACUUUGUUGACAUUAGACAUGAGGCUGCACACUCUUCAUUGCCUUCAAUCCGUGUGUUGUGCACGAUUGCACGCACGGCACUUACUUGGCUAGACGAUCAUUAUUGGCAGUCACAACUCACAUUGUUCAAUGGACAACGUACCAACCUCAAACGCAUACUGGACACAUACUCCAAACAAUUCGAUCAUACUGUCAAUGAGUUGGGCAUGGGCUCUGGCACGAACAAGAACUCCACGGCCAAGAAUACAAAGAUCAAGGAUUGGCUCGCCGACAAUGUGAGGACGACGGUCGCCACUAUCAAAGACCUGAUCUCGGCUGGUCAGCUCGAGGGCAUCCUUGUGCCAAUGCUGGUCGACGACGGAUUUCUCGUGCCCAGCGCACAAUCAUAUACUCCUUUGCAAAAGGGCGACUACACCGUGCCAUUCCUCAUCGACAAGAAGUGGAGGACCCUCCUGAAAGAGCUUCACGAGACCUACCCCCACUUCUUUAUCAUCUUGUUCUACCUGCUCGUGGACCGAAUCACUGGCGCGAACAAGAUUGCACUGACGUCCAAGCGAUUGCUUGCUGGUUGGCUCAUGUUGUUGACGCGCAAGUACAACUUCACCUCACAGACCAAGGAGACACUCAAUAUGGAGCUGCCCUACCGCUUCAUCUUUGAGCGAUGCUUGGUGAGUAGCUCACAGAUCGCCACGGCUGUACUGGAGACUGUGGCGCCCAUGCUCACCAAGAAGGACCAACAAUCACUGCGGAGUAAAGGUGGUUCGGCAGCAGUUGACCCAGCUACACAGUACAACAUGGCGAGCGAACAUGGCAAGUGGAGACCUAUCGAAUGGUGGACGCCAUGUCCAAUCGGUGUCGCGCCUAUUGUGUCAACCACCAGUGGGUCCAACAAGCUUGACCUGCCCGUCACUCUUGACAGUGGCACGGCGUCGUUGGUCGAGCAAGACACAAACAGUUUAAAGUCAAUCAAUGAAUGUCCAGAGAUCAAACAACAAUGGAUCGACAAGGUGCGCAAUAUAAUCAACAAGUCACAGACAUCAUCGUCAACAACUGAUACUCAGGUUGGAAGCAAGCGUGAGAUUGGUGAUGGCGAUCAAUCAAUCAAACAAAAGAAGCAAAAGGUUGUUCAUGCUCCACCAGUCAACCAACAACAAUCAAUAAUCGAUGUUGAUGCUCAUCCAGGAUCAUCUUCAACAACAACAACAAAGCGAAACAAGAAGGAGAAGUCAGUUGUUGGAAAGGUAGCCAACCUUGCCUUUUGGAAGUAA